Messenger RNA from Carica papaya (papaya), 1935 nucleotides. RefSeq names its product polyadenylate-binding protein RBP47C'-like. The record is from RefSeq and is a predicted model, not a curated record. NCBI's taxonomy places the organism in Eukaryota, Viridiplantae, Streptophyta, Magnoliopsida, Brassicales, Caricaceae. Gene Ontology annotation, molecular function: mRNA binding. Gene Ontology annotation, cellular component: cytosol.
ACCCUAGCCCUGUCCUCUCUUUCUCUCUCUAUACAACUCAGGAAAACUCAGAUUCACGCUCUCUCUCUCUCUCUCUCUCUUACCAGCCAAACGCCAAACAUUCAAAUUUCUUUUCCUUUUCUUAUUUCAAUUCCUUUAAAAUCCGUAUUUAUUGCUUUCCUGAGGGAGUGAAGCUAAUAAAAACAAACAAAGAUUUGGAAGGGAUAAACAAAGGAAUAUAUUGUAGAUAAGAUGCAAACCAACGGCUCUGAUUCGCAGCAGGGACAGGGGCAGGAGCAGAAUCAAAGGCAACAACAAGCGCAGCCGCAACAGCAGCAGUGGAUGGCGAUGCAGUACCCUGCUGCGGCGAUGGUAAUGCAGCAUCAGAUGAUGCCGCCUCAGCAUUACGCGCCGCCGCCACCUCCGCACUACUUGCCCUACCACCAGUACCAGCAUCAUCCGCCUUCUCUCCCGCACGUACAACACCCCCAGCAGCAUCAACAGCAUCAAGGAUCUAGCGGCGAAAAUAAGACCGUUUGGGUCGGCGAUUUGCAUCACUGGAUGGACGAGAAUUAUCUCCACUCCUGCUUUGUUUCCACUGGCGAGAUUGCCUCUAUUAAGGUUAUUCGAAAUAAACAGACUGGUUUAUCAGAGGGCUAUGGGUUUGUGGAAUUUUUUUCGCAUGCAACAGCUGAGAAAGUUCUACAAAACUAUGCUGGCAUUUUGAUGCCUAAUACAGAACAGCCUUUUCGUCUGAACUGGGCAACAUUUAGCACGGUUGACAAGCGCUCAGAUAAUGGCCCCGAUCUUUCUAUUUUUGUAGGAGAUCUUGCUGCAGAUGUUACCGAUAGCUUAUUGCAUGAAACUUUUGCUAGUAGAUAUACUUCAGUUAAAGCUGCCAAAGUUGUCUUUGAUGCUAAUACUGGUCGAUCAAAAGGUUAUGGUUUUGUGAGAUUUGGAGAUGAUAAUGAAAGAGCAAAGGCCAUGACUGAAAUGAAUGGUAUAUAUUGUUCGAGCAGGCCUAUGCGUAUUGGUGCUGCAACUCCCAGGAAAUCAACAGGAUAUCAGCAACAAUUUUCUUCACAAACUGGUGGAUUAAAUGGCACCUCAGGCCAAUCUGAUGGAGAUUCUUCAAACACAACAAUAUUUGUUGGUGGCCUUGACCCUAAUGUCACUGAUGAAGAUCUGAGGCAAGCUUUUGUGCAGUAUGGUGAAAUAGUCUCAGUUAAGAUACCAGUAGGAAAAGGAUGCGGCUUUGUACAAUUUGCCAACAAAAAUAAUGCUGAGGAGGCAUUGCAGAAGUUGAACGGGACUGUUAUUGGGAAGCAAACAGUUCGCCUUUCUUGGGGUCGGAAUCCAGCAAAUAAGCAGUUUAGGGGAGACUUUGGCAACCAGUGGACUGGGGCAUACUACGGGGGGCAGAUCUAUGAUGGUUAUGGCUAUGCUCUGGCGCCACCUCCUGACCCAACCAUGUAUGCUGCAGCUUAUGGGGCUUAUCCUGUGUAUGGUAGCCAUCAACAACAAGUAAGCUGAAUGAAUGUUCCGAAGUCGUAAGUCUAUGAUGGUUAUGGCUAUGCUCUGGCGCCACCUCCUGACCCAACCAUGUAUGCUGCAGCUUAUGGGGCUUAUCCUGUGUAUGGUAGCCAUCAACAACAAGUAAGCUGAAUGAAUGUUCCGAAGUCGUAAGUCUAGUAAUUAGACGAUAUAAUGCUAGAGGGAGCAAAUCGGCUCCAUUUCUUGGUUCUGUAGAAUUCUUAUAAAUCCCUCCAGCUGUGGAUGGAACUGAAUUUUGACGACCUGAGGUAGUUUUUAGGGAUUUGAUUGAUUAUUUGUUUAAUUUUACGUGAUUUGAGGAACCUUUAACUAUUGGAAUGCACGAUUUUGCUGGUAUCUCACUGUCUGUGGUGUGUGCUUCGCGAAUAAAAGAUGCUCGUUCUGUAGGAUUUUUGUGUUAAA